Molecule: messenger RNA, 1632 nt
Organism: Linum tenue
Lineage: Eukaryota; Viridiplantae; Streptophyta; Magnoliopsida; Malpighiales; Linaceae
Source: the annotation of a GenBank genome assembly
GGAGGACCCCCCCUCCCAGUCCCAGUAGGAGAAGCUAGCUCUGAGGACCUGCAGGACUACACUACUUCCCUGCACCCUCCCACGGGAGAACAAGGUCAUGAUGAGGACAUGAACAACAACAACAAUAGCUGCAGCAGCAUGGAUCAGCGUUUCCUCCUCCACAACCACAACCACAACCACAACCAAUCCAUGUCAUCAUCACCAUCGGGUUUGGAGAAGCUGAUGAGCUUCGCCGACGUCAUGCAGUUGGCGGAUUUCGGGCGCCCCAAGCUGCCCGUCAACCACCACUACCAAGACAAGGAGGCGGCGCCGGCGGCCGGGACUGACAUGGAGGAUCCCGUCUACUUCCUCAAGUUCCCGGUUCUCAAAGACCGGAUAAUUACCAACACUAAUCACAUCGAACAACAAGAAGAAGAAGUCGAUGAAAGUCGUCAACAGCAACAACUAAUGAUGAAGAUGAUGUCGUCGUCUUCGUCAGAAGCUCCUCCUCAGAUGAUAAGGUUUGAUGGCGAUACGACUAGGGUUUGGGGUAGCAACAAGGCCGAGGCGUCGGAGGGGCAGCUGCUGCAGUUCGUUAAUAAUGAUCAACAAGCGGGUGGUACAAUAAGUAGUGUUCCGGAAGGAGCAGCGGCGGCGGCGAAGAACAACAACAACAACAACAAGAGGAAGCGGGCGCCGAGGAGUAUAAAGACGAGCGAGGAGGUGGAGAGCCAGCGCAUGACUCACAUCGCCGUGGAGAGGAACCGCCGGAAGCAGAUGAACGAGCACCUCCGAGUCCUCCGCUCCCUCAUGCCCGGUUCCUACGUCCAACGGGGAGAUCAAGCGUCGAUAAUUGGAGGAGCAAUAGAGUUCGUGAGGGAACUGGAGCAGCUCCUGCAGUGCUUGGAAUCACAGAAGAGGAGGAGGCUGUACGGGGAAGGAGCAGGACCAGCUGCUGCUGCUGCUGCUGCUGCGAAUAUCGGAGCUGACAGCAACCAACUGCAAGUCCAGCUCCAGCACCAGCCAUCAUCACCCAGCUUCUUUCCUUCCACACAUGGUCAUGACGACGACGAUGAGGCCGCGGCCGCGUUGGUGUGCUUCGACCCUUCCUCCUCGGGAUUUGUAGUGAGGGAGGAGACGGCGGAGAACAAGUCGUGCUUGGCUGACGUGGAGGUGAAGGUGUUGGGGUUGGACGCCAUGAUUAAGGUGCUGUCCAGGAGGCGGCCCGGCCAGCUGAUCAAGGCGAUUGCGGCGUUGGAGGAUCUGCACCUCAACAUCCUCCACACCAACAUCACCACCAUCGAGCAAACGGUGCUCUAUUCCUUCAAUGUCAAGGUUGAAAGUGAGGUGAGGUUCACGGCGGAAGAGAUAGCGAGCUCUGUGCAGCACAUAUUUACUUUCAUUCACGCCAACACCACUACCUCUACCUCUCGCUCUAGCAUGUGAUUGAUCCAUCAUGACGCGCCGCCCCGUGUCUGACUACCUACACAUGCAAUAUCUCUCAAGUUUUUUUUUUUUUUUUUCUGAAUUAAGGACAUGAUUCAUAUAUUUGAUAUAUAUAUCGACAUCUUAUACAUACAGAACGAAACAAAAAUAUAUAUUGUGAUAAUUUAUAGAUAGUUGAAUUUCUUUUUAUGGGGGAUUGAAUCGAUG